This is a messenger RNA of Zychaea mexicana, 1530 nucleotides long. RefSeq names its product aspartic peptidase domain-containing protein. The transcript is spliced from 2 exons. Gene Ontology annotation, molecular function: aspartic-type endopeptidase activity. Gene Ontology annotation, biological process: proteolysis. The record is from RefSeq and is a predicted model, not a curated record. NCBI's taxonomy places the organism in Eukaryota, Fungi, Mucoromycota, Mucoromycetes, Mucorales, Lichtheimiaceae. Bases 1 to 1530 code for a protein of 509 amino acids.
AUGCUCAUAACGACGGCUGCUACUACUACUACUACCGUUGCCGCUGUUCCGACAGAUCAAGACCCACAACUGCUUCGUCUCCCUUUGAUCCGUAAUCCAUACAGUACCGAUAUACUGGAAGCUGCGCGAAGAAAGCAUGGACGAGCUCUCAACAAACGGGACAAAACAUAUGCGACGGAACUGUAUAACGAUCAAGGUUCUCAAUACCUCGUCGAGGUUGGUAUUGGUACACCGCCUCAGAAUUUUACAGUAACAUUGGAUACUGGAAGCGCUGAUCUUUGGGUACCUUCAAGCGAAUGUUCACAAAGCGAAUGUCCUUAUGGCGGGUUCCAAGAAUCAGCAUCCUCGACGUUCCAAGGCGGCGGCGAAGAUUUCGGGAUCCAGUACGGCAUCGGCAGUGUCAACGGCACGUAUGUCACAGAUACCGUCACAGUAGCAGGCGCCAGCGUCCCCGACCAGCAAUUUGGACUGGCCAAGACAACGCAGGAUAUCCUUACCACACCGACGACCGUAGGCGGCAGCGGUGGUGACGAGGCCAAGCCAAACAACCGGACGAAUGUCGCUGCAAACGGUAUCUUGGGCUUAGGCUAUCCACAGUUAACUGCAGCCACUACACAAGGCGAACAAACAUACAAUCCAUUUGUUUUUAACCUAGUCGAAAAGAACGUCAUCAAAGAUCCCGUGUUUUCAGUCUACAUGAACAGCGCAUCAAAGACUGGUUGGGCGGGUGAAAUCAUCUUUGGUGGUGUUGAUAAUUCAAAGUACUCGGGCGAGCUCAACUACUUGCCCGUAGCGCAGCUUACUACACAGCAACAGCCCUUGGGCGGUUUAGACGGUGGAGAAACCCAGGACCAACAACAGCAGCACCAGGGUUACUACUACUGGAUGGUGUAUGGUAAAGGCGUUUCAGUGAAAACAGCCAACGGAAGCUCGCAAGACUACGACUUGCAAUCGAUGGGCGCAUUUAUCCUUGACACCGGCACGACACUCACAUACAUGCCAACGCAAAUGGCUAUCCAGGUUGUCACUGCUGUGGCCGGGGACAGUGGAUUCCAGCUCGAUCGACAGUCUGGUGUGAUGAUUGUAGACUGCAGCGUGGCUCAAUCGCAGGCUGAGGUGCAGCUCAAGAUGUCUCAGUCCAGCAAUGGAUCUGGUCAACCCGUUGUACUCAGCGUGCCCGCCUCUGAGCUGGUCAUUCCAUUGGAUGGCGACACGCCCGAAACCUCGUCGGCUUGUAUGUUUGGCAUCGCCCCACUCGGCAGCUCGGGCGGCGGGUUGGGAUCCAACAUGUUCUUGGUGGGCGACUCGAUGCUCCGUAGCGCUUAUCUUGUUUUUGAUAUGGGUCAGAAUCGUAUUGGUAUUGCUUCGGCAGCGGGUGUCGCUGGUAAUGUCAACGGUGUCGAUGGCUCAAGUGACUCAGAUGGUUAUGCCGCUGGCGCUGCUGCAUCUGCCUCAAGUCCAUUCAACGGCUAUAUCCACUUCUUGGCUGCCUUGGUUUCUCUUUAUGUCUACAAUUGGCUGACAAUCUAG